GCCAGUUAUAAAUAGACUCGGAGGAAUGUACAGCCAUGCUAGAGAAUCGACGGUAAAAUGUAAUCUGCUUCUUUAACUAUCCAAAUGGACCCCUGGUACAGUGCCAAAGAUGUCCUACUAUGUGAUCUGUGUGAAAUACCUGUUCACCAAAUGUACUGUCACUACUGCGACUUUUGUCAUGUCAAACUCUGUAAGGCCUGUGUAGGGGAGCAUCUCUCUGAUUUAUCUGAAGAACAUAGAGUGGUACCAUUUAAACAAAAGGGAAUCACACCUAACUAUCCCAAAUGCCCAACCCAUGUUGGAAAACUUUGUGAACUUCACUGUAAGGAAUGUGACAUUCCUGUUUGUUCACUCUGUCUGUUGUCCAUCUUCCACAAAGGACAUAAUUUAUUGAACUUGCAGGAGGAAAACAAACCAAAAAAAGAGGCAACAGAAAAAGAUCUUGAUGAAUUAUUAAAUUCAAUAUGCCCAAAAUAUGAAGAAAAUUUAGCAGUGAUACAGAGAGAGAAAACAGGCCUGGAAAAACAUUACGAGAAACUGACCACAGAUGUUGUCAAACGAGGAGAAGACUGGCACAGAGAAAUUAAUGUCGUUGUCAACAAACGAAAAUCUGAAAUUGAUGAGAUGAAAACAAAACACAUGGCUGCUCUAGAUAAACAGGAACAUGAAAUCACUAGUAUAAUCGCAGAAGUGAAUCAGUGUAUUGUUGAUCUGAGGAGAAAACUGGACUCCAACGAUGCCUCUCCUUCUGCAUACAUAUCCAGAAAUGUAGAAUUCAGAAGUUUACCUCCUAAACUCUCAUUACCACAUUUCUGUCCUCUGAAGAUCAACACAGAACAGCUCCAUCAAAUGUUUGGUUCUCUGUCAGAAUUAUCCAUUACAACAGAAGAACAUGACUACACAAUGAAGAAACCAGAUCAUGGUAAUGUGAUGAGGAUACCACAAGCUGUACUCUAUCCUCAAAUGGAACCAGAAGCUGAAUACUGUCCUCCAGUCAAACCACUGCUUGAUGAACCAGAGCUCAUCACCACCAUAGACACUGGGUAUAAAUAUCUAUACAACGUUACUUGUCUCAAUGAUGAAGAAAUCUGGACAUGUGGAUUAGAUAAAAUUAUGAAACUCUACAACCUCCAGGGCAAACUACUGAAGGCAAUCCAAACCAAGUCGGGGAACACACCUCGUGAUAUUGAAAAGACGUGGAGUGGAGAUCUAGUUUACACUGACCCUAAUGCAAGGACUGUUGACAUAGUAUAUAAUAACCAGAUACAGGAAGUGAUCAGACUACGGGACUGGACACCUCACUAUGUUUGUAAUAUCUCAUACGGUGACUUUCUGGUUACCAUGGUUAGUGAUGAUGGAGAACAAUCAAAAGUUGUCCGAUACUCUGGCUCCACAGAAACACAAACCAUUCAGUUUGAUAAUGAAGGUAAACCUCUCUAUUCAUCUGGUGACCUUAAAUACAUCAGUGAGAACAGGAACCUGGAUAUCUGUGUAGCUGACAAUAGAGCUGGUGCAGUAGUUGUGGUUAAUCAGGCAGGAAAACUCCGAUUUAGAUACACUGGUCAUCCCUCUACUGACAAGGGAUCAUUCUAUCCACUUGGUAUCACAACAGAUAGUCAGAGUCACAUACUGACAUCAGACUGUGAAUUCCACUGUAUCCACAUCCUAGAUCAGGAUGGACAGUUCCUCCGUUACAUUGAUAACUGCGAUCUAAAGUAUCCAUGGGGAUUAUGUGUAGACAUGAGUGACAACCUCUUUGUGACCGAGUUGAACAGUGGUAAAGUGAAGAAAAUCAAAUACGAUCAUCAUAUGAUCAGAUAAACGAUGACAUAUAGUCGUUUGACCAGUUUUGAUUUAUGAGUGAAUAAUUAAAUUCAAAAGUGUAAAUAUAAAUUUAUAUGUAAUAACAUUAUAUGUUGAAGGACAAAAUAGCUAUUAAAAGAGCUACAUGUAUAAUUGUUUCAUAUUUUAAAUGACCUCAUCCUUUAAUUUGUCCUUCACUAAUUUCAAGAUCAAAUGUCAAUGAAUUUAUUGUUGUUGGUCCAGUGUGUUAAUGACUUGCAGAUUUAGAAAAAAAAUCAUUAUUCGUAAACAUCAGAAACUCUCAGGGGUUAUAACCUAUAGUUGGGCCAAAAAUCAUUUUGCAAUGAAAAGAUUGGAAAGUCCCCUCAAGUUGUCAAACAGUUAAAACAUUGGCAAAGGUGCUAUAUCCUUUUCCUCCAAUGUACUGUGAUUUCUGUCGUGUUAAACUCUGUAAGGCAUGUGUCUCUCUGAUUUAUCCAAAGAACAUAAAGUUGUCUAAUUUAAACAAAGUGAUUCUGCAUACAAUUAACCAAAAAUACGCCACAUAUAUAAAUAAGCCUUGUGAGCUUCACUGCAGGAAAUGUAACAUUCCUGUUUGUCCCUUUUGUGUAUCUGACAAACAUAACGGGCAUACAUACAUUCCAGAUAUCUUGCACGACUUCAAAAAGGGGGAAAUGAAGAAAGACCUUCAAGAACUGAAAAAGUAUUUUAAAAUAUGAAGAAACUAAAUCAGAGAUAGAUGUUGAAAAAUCAAAUCUAGACAGGGAGUAUGGGAAACUGAUAACAGCAUUCAUAAAAAGGAGAAGACUGGUUCAAAAAAAUUAACAACAUUGUCAAAAAACAAAAAUCUGAAAUAAAUUAGAUAAAAACUAAACAACUAGCUUUGCUACGAAAACAGGAGAGUACAAUCAAACAUAA
Molecule: messenger RNA, 2721 nt
Organism: Saccostrea cuccullata (small rock oyster)
Lineage: Eukaryota; Metazoa; Mollusca; Bivalvia; Ostreida; Ostreidae
Exons: 2
Coding region: 85-1821 (578 amino acids)
Molecular function (GO): protein binding; zinc ion binding
Source: RefSeq, a predicted model, not a curated record